GCUGUCGAACUGAAAAUCAUGCAACAGCGGCGUGCCGGGUAGGAUCAAGCUGCAGUAGACACAGGACCAUGACAGACCUUAAAGCGAGCAAAGAACAGAAAUAUGAUCGACAGCUCAGGUUGUGGGGAGAUCAUGGACAGGAAGCUCUUGAAAAUGCUCAUGUGUGUCUCAUCAAUGCCACUGCAUCUGGCACUGAGAUACUCAAGAACCUUGUGUUGCCAGGCAUUGGAGCAUUUACUAUAGUUGACGGGCAUAAAGUGUCAGGGGAGGAUGUUGGAAACAACUUUUUCCUUAGCAACAACAGUAUUGGAAAGAACAGAGCUCAGGCUUCAACUGAACUACUGCAGGAGCUUAACAGUGAUGUGUCUGGAAACUUUGUGGAGGAGAGUCCUGAUAAACUUUUGGACAAUGACCCUGAGUUUUUUCACAGAUUUAGUCUGGUAAUCAGUGUGCAGCUUCCAGAAAGCACAUAUUUGAGGCUGGCCACUGUGUUAUGGGAGGCUGGUGUGCCAUUCCUAGUAUGUAGAACAUAUGGGCUUGUUGGUUACAUGAGGCUAGCUGUGAAGGAGCACACAGUGGUUGAGUCUCAUCCUGACAAUGCAUUAGAGGACCUAAGGCUAGAUCAGCCAUUUACAGAGCUGAAGAACCACAUAGAGUCCUAUGACCUGGACAACAUGAAGAAGAAGGAUCACAGCCAUACACCCUGGAUUAUUGUUGUUGCCAAAUACUUGGACAAAUGGUAUAGUGAGCACAACUCCCAGUUACCGAAGAAUUAUAAGGAGAAGGAAGCUUUCAGACAACUCAUCAGAGAAGGAAUGCUUAAGAAUGAGAGUGGAACACCUGAGGAUGAAGAGAACUUUGAGGAGGCUAUCAAGAAUGUGAACACGGCUUUAAACCCCACCAAGAUCUCCAGCGCAGUGGAGGACAUUUUUAACAUGGAGCAGUGUGAAAACAUUACCUCGCAGAGCCCGUCUUUCUGGGUGAUGGCACGUGGAGUGCGAGACUUUGUUCGAAAUAAGGGAAGCGGAAACCUGCCUGUGCGUGGAAUCAUCCCAGAUAUGAUCGCUGACUCAGACAAAUUUAUCAAGUUACAAAAUGUCUAUAGAGAAAAAGCAAUGAAGGAUGCUACAGUCGUGUCCAAACAUGUUGAAUCACUUCUACACUCAGUUGGAAAGACUCCAGAGAGUAUCUCAGAACAGGAAAUAAAACUCUUCUGUAAGAAUGCAGCUUUUCUCAGGGUGGUGCGAUGCAGGUCUGUGGCAGAGGAGUACAGUGUAGACGCUUUUAAUAAAGAUGAAAUCACCUCCUGCAUGGGCAGUCCAGACAGUGAGAUGGUCCUCUACCUCAUGCUCCGCUCAGUUGAACGCUUCUAUCAACAACACUCACGUUACCCAGGUGUCUACAAUUACCAGGUGGAGGAAGACAUUAAUAAACUGAAGCUAUGUGUAAACAGUCUUCUACUGGAGUACAGUCUGAACGUCAAUGUGAAAGAUGACUACAUCCAUGAGUUCUGUCGUUACGGAGCUGCCGAGCCACACACAGUCGCUGCUUUUUUGGGAGGGACAGCAGCUCAAGAAGCCAUCAAAAUCAUUACACAUCAGUUUGUACCUUUCAACAACACGUUCAUCUAUAACGCCAUGGCACAGACUUCUGCUACUUUUCAGCUGUAGAACAAUCCUCUCCAUCUGGUCAUGAUGGUCCAAAAUCUUCCAUUUUACUUAUUUGUGCAUCAAAGGGGCGCUCAAGUUUGUUUUUACUUGUAUCGAUUGAUGGUGUUGCUCUGACAAGAAUAAACACUGUAUUUAAAAUGC
This is a messenger RNA of Triplophysa rosa, 1811 nucleotides long. It is a transcript of the gene nae1, whose product is annotated as nedd8 activating enzyme E1 subunit 1. Gene Ontology annotation, cellular component: nucleus; cytoplasm. Gene Ontology annotation, biological process: protein neddylation; DNA damage response; ubiquitin-dependent protein catabolic process. The transcript is spliced from 20 exons. Gene Ontology annotation, molecular function: NEDD8 activating enzyme activity; ubiquitin activating enzyme activity. Bases 69 to 1670 code for a protein of 533 amino acids. Lineage: Eukaryota; Metazoa; Chordata; Actinopteri; Cypriniformes; Nemacheilidae. The record is from RefSeq and is a predicted model, not a curated record.